Molecule: messenger RNA, 1806 nt
Organism: Macadamia integrifolia
Lineage: Eukaryota; Viridiplantae; Streptophyta; Magnoliopsida; Proteales; Proteaceae
Product: extensin-like
Exons: 2
Coding region: 34-1497 (487 amino acids)
Source: RefSeq, a predicted model, not a curated record
GGACAUAUCCAAAGCAACACUUCUCAGUGUAAGAUGUGGGGAAAAGGAAGCAAUCGGGGCACAAUGGCUUCCCUCAUUACCACUCUUCUAGUGGUGGUGUUGUCUCUUAGCUUGCCACUGGAGACCACUGCAAACAACUACUACUACACCUCUCCUCCACCGCCCAGGAAAUCUCCUCCUCUACCCUCUCCUCCUUACCACUACCAAUCUCCACCACCACCGAAGGCUCCAUACGAGUACAAGUCACCCCCACCACCAACCCCAGUUUACAAAUAUAAAUCACCACCGCCUCCACCAAUCCGUAAGCCUCAUCCACCACCAACCCCCGUCUAUAAAUACAAAUCACCACCACCACCAACCCCAGUGUACAAGUACAAGUCUCCACCUCCACCACCCAAGAAGCCCUAUGAGUACAAGUCUCCUCCUCCACCACCAAAGGAACACUACCAACCACCCCAUGAGCACCACCCUCCUACUCCAGUGUACAAAUACAAGUCUCCUCCUCCACCACCUAAGGAACACUACCAACCACCCUAUGAGCACCACCCUCCUCCUACUCCAAUGUACAAAUACAAGUCUCCUCCACCACCACCUAAGGAACACUACCAAGCACCACAUGUGCACCAUCCUCCUCCUACUCCAGUCUACAAAUAUAAGUCUCCUCCACCACCACCAAAGGAACACUACCAACCACCCCAUGAGCACCGCCAUCCUCCUACCCCAGUGUACAAAUACAAGUCUCCUCCACCACCGCCAAAGGAACACUACCAACCACCCCAUGAGCACCACCCUCCUCCUACCCCAGUCUACAAAUAUAAGUCUCCUCCUCCACCACCAAAGGAACACUACCAACCACCACAUGUGCACCAUCAUCCUCCUACUCCAGUCUACAAAUAUAAGUCUCCUCCACCACCACCAAAGGAACACUACCAACCACCCCAUGAGCACCGCCCUCCUCCUACUCCAGUGUACAAAUACAAGUCUCCUCCACCACCGCCUAAGGAACACUACCAACCACCACAUGUGCACCAUCAUCCUCCUACUCCAGUCUACAAAUAUAAGUCUCCUCCUCCACCACCAAAGGAACACUACCAACCACCCCAUGAGCACCGCCCUCCUCCUACCCCAGUCUACAAAUACAAGUCUCCUCCACCACCGCCUAAGGAACACUACCAACCACCACAUGUGCACCAUCCUCCUCCUACUCCAGUCUACAAAUACAAGUCUCCUCCACCACCACCAAAGGAACACUACCAACCACCCCAUGAGCACCGCCCUCCUCCUACUCCAGUGUACAAAUACAAGUCUCCUCCUCCACCACCAAAGGAACACUACCAACCACCCCAUGGGCACCACUCUCAACCAAAGCACAAGUACCCACCACCAUCACCACCUAAGGCACCCUACAAGCCUCCCACUCCAGUCUACAUCUACAAGUCGCCGCCACCACCACCGGUCUACCAUUACAGUUCACCUCCUCCUCCUCAUUAUAACUAAGAAAGGCUUAGAGAGGCAAAAUGGAAAGAGGUUUAUUAGGAUGGCGAAAUAAAAAGGAGGGUUCCUGAUCUUCAUUGUAAGAGAAGGAAAGCAAAUUUAAUCUCCUCGCGUGAUUCUUGUUUUUGAGAUAGACUAGUAAUAAUCAUGGAAAAGGGCCAGGUUGGAAAGGGAAGAAAGGGAGAAGAGAGAGAAUUUUAAUCAUUUUCCUGUAAUAGUACAAUUAAUAUAAUAUAUUAAUGGUAAACGUUUUAUGCAUGGGCCUGUGUCUGUAAUCAACAUUUUAUAGAUGCAUCUGUUCAGCUUUUGUUA